This is a messenger RNA of Plasmodium vivax (malaria parasite P. vivax), 6459 nucleotides long. RefSeq lists its product as hypothetical. Bases 1 to 6459 code for a protein of 2152 amino acids. NCBI's taxonomy places the organism in Eukaryota, Apicomplexa, Aconoidasida, Haemosporida, Plasmodiidae. The record is from RefSeq and is a predicted model, not a curated record. Gene Ontology annotation, biological process: regulation of transcription by RNA polymerase II. The transcript has a single exon.
AUGAAGGAAAGCCAAAAGGGCAAGGAGAGUGGGGGCGCGCGCGCCUCGAAAAAGAAGACAUACAAGCAAAAGCAGGUAAAGAACAUGAUUUUGAAAAAACUGAAAAGGAAAAUGCAGCAGGGGCUGCACAAGCUAGAGGAGCAGCACGAACACUUGGGGAAGCUGCUGGCCAAUUUAAAUAAUCUAAAAAUUGAAGAGAGCAAUGCGCUGGCGCUUCACAAGAUGACGAAGGAGCUAGCCAGACAAAUAAAACGAGUCAACGAGGAAAACAACGAUGACAUAGCGAUAUUGAAGAUGGAAAGGGACUUAAUCAAAGCAGAUUUUACAAAAAGUAAAAACAGUUUGAAAGUUUACGAGGAUGAGCUGCUACAGGGAGAAGAAGAAGAAGGAGAGGGAGCGGCAGAGGGAGCGGCAGAGGAAGGGGAAGAAGAAGAGGAAGAAGAAGAGCACCACCAGCAGCACCACCAUCAGCUGCAGCAGCACAAACAGCAGGGGCAGAACGACUACGAGGAGGGGGGAGCGGAACAGGAGGAGGUGAGCAGAAGCACAAGGCAUGAUAAAAGGAAGAAGAAGAAAAGGAAAAGCUCCAACGCCAAUUCAUCGCAGCAAUUUACCAAUUCGUUCAUUCCGCUGCAAGUUUUCCGAGACAACUGCCUUUGCAUGAACAACAAGUGCCAUCACAAUGAAUUCGCAAGUGACCAUGUGCAGGUGAAAAAAAAUUGGGUUUUCGUGGAUCUUUAUAGAGCCUUGCUCCGAAAUAAAUACUAUAAAGGCACCCACUUGUGUGGUAAAAUUUUUGGGGAACAUGAUAGCAGCGAGAUUUACAGGCGGGAGGUGAGGAGGAUGCGCAAGAAGAAGCUCCUCUUAAACUUUCUCAGCUGCAGGGGGAAGAGGCGGAAGUCGGGGCGGGAGCAGUGGCAGCAGGGGCUGCAGCUGGGGUGGCACAUGGAGGAGAGCGAUCUUGGAGCACAUUCCACGGGGGGUAGCUACCCCUGCGAGUGGGACGGGCAGGAAGGGGAAAGGGACCAAACGGGUGGCCCUCUUGGAAAAGGCCCCCUUUCCAAUGGCACCCCGACGAGCUGUGACCACCGGAGGAAAGCCCUCCCGGACAGCUUCCCCCCGUGCAGCUCGUCCAACCCGAUAGACGACCAAAGAAACAGAAACGUCAGCUGGAUCACCAUGAAGAAUGAAAUAAACGAGGAGGUCUCCAAAAAGAACAGCAGCAUUAUGACCGGCAAUAUGUUAACCUUUCUAGUGAGCAUAAGCAAAGUGUUUUCCUGCGAACUGAUUCAGGAGAAAAGGGAAAAGCCACUGACAAACGAUUUUCCAGUGAAUAAAAAAUGUAACAAAUUUUAUGACUACCUACCAGCGCAGCAGCACAAUUUGAUGAGCAUGCAUCAUGCAGCGGGAACUGGCCAUAGGAGCAGUGCCUCCGCGAUGAACACCAACGAAAUGAGAGGUGCGCAUCAGAGCUGCGAAGUGAGGGAGAACCACAUUUGCCUCUACCUUAAGAGGGAGCACGUCCCCCCGUACUUGCUAAAUUUGGGGAAGAAAAUUAAACUAAUUUUGAAUUUUGCCUCGGCGGAUGGGUUGCGCGGUUGUGCCAGCCCCCAAGAGGGGGGCGAGGCGACGGGGGAGCCGCCCUCAGGGGAGAGACCCACCCACGAACCGCUCACAGGGCAGACACUCACAGGGCAGCCGCUUACCGGGGAUGGGCCCUGCGGAGAGGCGUCCCCCCCCGCGGCGGAGCGCGGCGCGCGACUGGAGCACGAGGGGGGGCCCAUGCAGAGGUACAGGAGCCUCUUCCUGAAGAAGAAAAAGCAGAAGCGGAAAAAAAGUGGAAAGGAGAAGAAGUUGGAAGGCACAGCGGGGAAUGGAAGCGGUGGGGGGAGCGGGGCCUGCGCGGUGAGGGCCUUCGACGACAACCACCGCUUCAACAACACCUUCUUGAGCGCCCUGCUGAGAAGGAAUCUCAGCGAGAAGAAGAGGUACCACUAUUUUUACGUCAACAGUGUGGAGUAUGACCACAUGGGCUACGACGUGGAGGAUAUCAUUUUCCAUUUAGAAAAAGUUGUGAGCAAAUGGGAGAGGAACAGCAACUCCUGCGGUGGUGGGACCUUUUCGCCGUUGACCCUGUUGAACUACGUGAGUAAGAAGUAUGCGCUGUACUCCAGCAAGGGGAAAAAAAAAAAAAAAAAAAAUAAAAUUAAAUGUAAAAAUAAAAUUAAAGGUAGAGGUAAAGGUAAAGGUAAAGGUAAAGCGUACCAUGUGAAGGGGGAGAGGCACGCAGAGGGGGUGCACCAAGGCCAGGGCGCAAUUGAGGAGGAGUGCCUCAAAUUUGGGAAAGCGGCAGGUGUGAUGAAGGGGGCCGCCCAAGUGAGAAAGGGCAAAGCGAAGGGUAAGGCAAAGGUGAAGGGAGAAUGUGAGAAGCAGUACCAAGAGGAACCCUCCCCCGUGGAUGAGGAAUUCAUUCCGAAUGGGCUAAAAGGGGCAGCGACAUCUAUGGGUGAAGACGUAGAGGCUUACUACCUGACCAUCCACAAGGACAUGCUGAGCUACAGCAGCAGCAACGACGAAGUGACGGUGAAAUACUACGUAACGCACAUGCACAACAGAGAGUUUAACCUCGAAGAGGGAAGCCAAGAGAUGGCAAAAAUCGUUCAUCCCACUUUUUCCUACUAUUUGGAGAGAAAAAAACAACUAGAAAAAAUGAUGAAAGAACAUAGCGUUUUAUAUAAAGAGAUAUUCAAAAUGUGGAAAGAGGACAUUGAAAUUGGGGAGAAAGAGAGGGAAAGGAAAAACAUUUUUGCGUGGGGAAUUUUACCUGUACGUGCAUAUGAUCACCCGAAUAUCUUCGUACCGCUACCCUAUGGGUUUAAACAUAAUAAUAAGAAUUUAGCCUACAGCUCCCUUAGGUCGAAACGUCCCUUUGCUGAUGAGGAGGAGGAUGACUAUGAUGGUGAGGAUGACGAUGGAUGCGGUGCGGAUGAGAAUGGCAAUGUGAUGGAGAAGAGGGGCAAGGAAAAGAAGAAAGACUAUAUGAAUAUAAAAUAUGCCAAUUUGACUGGCCCUUGUAUUACGUGGCGUAAAAAUUGCAUCGCCCUUAACUAUUCGAAGAAGAGGAGGAACCCCCACUUGGUGGAGGCCGUCCCGUACCUCUACUGCAUGCAGGGCCCCAAGAUGCCGCUCUUCUCCCUGGAAAGGAAUGUGCGCUACUGCAAUGAGAACAACCGGUGUGUGGCGGCGGGUGGGUCGCUCCCCUGUGGAGAAGCGAGGAGCAGCCCCCUCGCCUGCAAAGGUCAGCAGGGCCACCCCGUCUGCCGCAGCAACCAGCAGGGCCACCCCGUCUGCUUCAGCAACCAGCAGAACGAGAAAAACUUCAUCUGGGAAAGACAGGAAAUCAAAACCUUCCUCGAAAAGUAUUUCCUGUACCCAAAGAAUUUCGAAAAGAUCAGUCAGUACCUGGAGUUUAAAAGUACAAAGCAGUGCGUAGAUUUUUACUAUUUGACGAAAAACUUCUUCAAUUUUAAGAAGUUUCUGUUAACCUUAUCCUUGAGCAGGGUGAAGAGAAACAAAAGGCAUCGAUCCGCAGGCAACGACGCGACGAAGAGGAACUCCAAGGAGGAAAUCGUCGCCCAGUUGAUGGAGAAGCUGGAGAGCAACUGUGCCCCCAACGAGUUUGAGCAGGCCAAUUUUUUCCACCUGAACUUUAUCAACUUGCGCCACUUCUUCCAGGGCUAUUUCGCCAAAACGUUCGGCGAGGUGCAGGGCGGCACAGGGGCGGGAGAAGCGGCGGAAGUGGGAGCGGCAGCGGGAGGAGCAGCAGUAGGAGUCGCCGCAGCCACAACCGCAGCCACCGCCGCUACCGCCACCGCUAGCGCAGCCGAAGCAGAGACCCAAAGGAGCAAAACCAUUGUCCUGGAAAACAUGUCCGAUGGGUAUGUCGUGCCGAAGAAUUACAAGUUCAUUCUCAGCGCAAACAAGAAAUUGUGCUUCCUGGUGAAGAACGAGGAGAACCUCAUUUACAGCGGAGUAAAUUCUGACAUCAUCGAAAUUGUGUAUAAUGAUCAUGCGGACGGGGACAGGAAGAAGAGGAAGAGUGAGAGGGGCGAGCGGGUGGAGCGGGUCGAUCCGGGGGAGAAGAAGAAGAAGAAGGCGGGCAGCAUAGAGAGGAUAGACUCCUUAGAUAGAGCACCCUUCCCCGCGCAAAACGCAGCUCAUUUGACGCUCGACAAAGUCGCCCUAGCGGAUAAUCAGCAGCCAAGCACGGCCACGUGCAGCAGAAUGAUCACCACGCCGCCCCCCAGCAACAGCAACGAGGCGAGUGAGAGGGGCUUCCUCAAUCGGGGCAAUGACCCCCCUCCAAAGGGCUUCGAUGUAGAAAAGGCCUUCCAUCGGCACACUGUACACGCAAAUGCAGUGGCUAAGCAGAAAAAGGCAAAGAGGGAUAACCAAGAAAUGGAUGGCCAACUGCUCAACUGCAACAGGGAAGAGAAAGCGCACCCCCCGAGGGAGAGUGACGAAAUGCAGAUGCAAAACGGAGAAGCAACAAGGGGGGCAGCAAACGAAAGAGAUAAAGUGCCCAUUGCGUACUGUCCCAUUUUGAAAUAUAACAGGGAUGAUUACAACCCUUUUGGGGGGAGCGGCCAAGUUGUGAACCUCCGAAGGGGGAGUGGCAAUCGGGGGGAGGAAGAGGAGGAGGAUGACGACGACGAAGUAGCGGAGGGGGCGAAGAAGAAAAAGAAGAACACUUGUGACGAAGAAGCGGCAUCCCUUGUUCGGCCGGGCGAAGUGAAAACCCACGAUGUGCAUUACGUAGACAGCAGGAGCAGCAGCGUGCUAGGGAUGAACCCUCAAGCGAGCAACGACGACGACGUGCUCAGGAGAGUCUCCUUCCCCGACUCGAACGACAGCAUGAAUAACCCAUUCGAAUAUAAUGUGAAAAUUGAGACCUCCGAAGAGAGCCUAUACAAAUGUUUUGAGUUUUUAAAAAACAUUAACUGGAGGGACACAAGGAAUGUAGAAGCAGCUGGCAGUAAGAAUGGUGUGCAGCAGGAGCCGCUACCGAUUGGGAGGUAUUCGGCUGCGCCCGUGACUUUGGAAGGUAAGAUGAAAAAGGUCUCUCGAAAGAACAGCAUUCAGAGCAACGAGGGUGUAUCCCUGCAGAAGGAGAGGAACGUGAAGAGGAAGGAUAGCACCUCUGCAGGGAAGUCCAAGGGAGGGGGAGGCAAAGACAACACCACCGUGGGGGGGGCAGCCCAAUGGGAAGAAGGGUCAACGGGUCACUCCAUUCAUGCGAGCAACAGAGAUGAGAGGAAUCAUAGCGGUAAGAGGGGAAAAGCGGCGGUGAGCCACACCUGGGCGAGCGCCCCGACGAAGCGGAGACUCUCGAAUGGAUCCAGUUGGAAUGGAGCAGCGGUAGGAGCGGUAGGAGCGGUAGCAUCGGUAGCAUCCGUAGCAGCGGUAGGUAUCAACGGUGCGAGGGCGGCGGACCCGAAGAGGGAUUCCCCGAUUAAGCGGAAGUGUGAAAAGGCGCCGAAAAGGAAGAAAACGGCGGACGCCCAGAUGCGCGAAGAGGGGCCCGGAGCGCAGGCCGUAUGGGACAACUGGGCCAUCAGUGGUGACGAAGAGCUGUUGAGUGUUGAUAUGAAUAACUCCAUGGGGGAGUCCCAGUUGAGAGCGGAAGCGGUGAUGCAAAUUUGUGGCCUAAAUAUGAGUGAAGGGCUGAUGUGCCAAGCGAGCGCAAGCCAAGAGCACCAACCGUACGACUCCCUAAUUAACAGCCAGUCUCUCUACACGCAGAAUUCUUGGGUGCAGGACAGUAACGAAUCGGGAGGACUCCUCGUCGGGAGAAGUUACCUACCAGGCAUGGAAGAUAUGAAGCAGGAUAGGUUAGAUUCAGAUGACCAUUUGAACUUUAUGGGUUAUAACAACCGGAGCAGUGUAAUCUCGUUGCAAGGAGAGGACCACUGGGAGGAUCUGAAGUGGAAUGGCGGCAGUUGUUCCGUUGAGUUUUGCAAGAAAGGCAAAGCUGAGGAGUACACGGGAGAAGCGGCGGAUGCGGGGGAGGCGGCAGAAGUGGCGGGGAACCACCCCGUGGAAAGCCUCUUCACGCAGCUCCCCGUCAGGGAAAACCCGUCAGAGAGAUCGGACGUGGAGCACAGGAGGAACUCCAUGCAGAGCAGCAAGUCCUCCAACCAAUGCUUCGUAGAAUCCUUGCAGCACAUGGAGAGCUACGAGGGUGGGUUCUAUGAUGACCCCUCCAAGCAACCAUUUAGGAAGACUGCCACCAAGUGGACGGACAGGGAAAAGGAAAUCUACUACGAGGUGUUCGAAAAGGAGGGGAAGAAUUGGGACACCCUGCUGUUGGCCUUGCACCCGUAUGGGAAAACCCGGGAGCAAAUCAAAAACUUUUACCAAAACACGAUUGUGAAGAGGCGGAAAAGUGAGGCUCCCUAG